Messenger RNA from Cavenderia fasciculata, 3000 nucleotides. RefSeq names its product calcium-binding protein. Bases 1 to 3000 code for a protein of 999 amino acids. The transcript is spliced from 3 exons. The record is from RefSeq and is a predicted model, not a curated record. Lineage: Eukaryota; Evosea; Eumycetozoa; Acytosteliales; Cavenderiaceae. Gene Ontology annotation, molecular function: calcium ion binding.
AUGAUUGAUAUACCAAUUUCAUUCUGUAAAGUCGAAGAGAAAAUGCAAAAUUAUCCACCAGGUGCAUAUCCAGGAGCCGUUCCAGGCGCUUACCCACCAACUGCCGUUCCAGGAGCUUACCCAGGAGCUGUUCCAGGAGCUUAUCCAGGUGCCUACCCACCAACUGCAGUUCCAGGAGCUUACCCAGGAGCUUAUCCAGGUGCCGUUCCAGGAGCUUACCCACCAACUGUUGUUCCAGGAGCCUACCCAGGAGCCUACCCAGGAGCCUACCCAGGAGCCGUCGGCUAUCCACAACCAGCUGCCUAUGUAAGACCAGCAUACUCUUACUCUGAUCCCUACCUAAGAACUGCUGCAUUUGUUGUUCCAGUCGGUCUUCCUCCACAUCUCGCCCAAAAGAUGAUGGCUGCCAGCGCCGCCUUUAGAUCGUUUGACACCAACUGUAGUGGCACUAUGAACAAAAAGGAAUUCAAGAGAUGCAUCAAAUAUCUUGGUUUCUAUUUUACCAAGGGCCAAACCAAAGGAUUAUUCUUUUCUAUUGACAGAAACUACUCUGGUAGUAUCGAUGAAAGAGAAUUUUGCGAAUGGUGGAUUCACCAAUUAAUGAUUAGUAAUAGUAAUAGUAAUAGUAUCAUAAGUGUAUUUAGAAAUAAAUAUCUAACAAGAAAUAUAUUAAAGUUUAAUAGUUCAUCAUCUUUUACUUUUAAUGGUUGUAAUAAUUAUAAUAAUAAAAGGUAUGAUGAGAUCAUAUCAGGUGAUUUCAUGGUGAGAAAUGGUUAUAAACGGCUACUGUGGUAUAAAUUAAAUAGAGGUGAACCUAUUGUAUUUACCAGUCUAGAAGAUGGCUAUAGUAUAGCUCAGUUUUUCGAUGACUAUAACCUCUUUACAAGAUGUUAUCCGUUGGGUCUAGGUCGUAUGAUCGACUCUAGGUUCUUCUCUAGUAUGGUCACUCUUGCAUGCACUGAAACAGACCCCGUCAAAAGACAAAAAAGAAACAAGAUUGUUCGAUUCAUACUCGACUAUGAACAAGUCAACAACUACAACGAAUAUAAUCGUCUAAACAUCCUCCCCUCUCUUCCCAUUAUACUACUUUACAAUAAUGUUGGUCUACUCAAAUUACUUACUGAUAGACAAUCAACAAAUCUCCUUCCUCUUUGUUCACCAAACAACAAAAGCAAUCCAGUAGUAGUGGAAGAAGAAGAAUACUACAAAGAUGCAAUUGGAUAUUUGUAUAGACACUUAAAAGAAGAUCAAUUCUAUUCAAUGGUUAGACAAGAUAUAGUACUAUCAUGUCUAAACAAAGAGAUUAUAAAGAUUUAUUUUAAAAAGAAUCCUGGGCAAGGUAUUCCAUCCUCUUUUUCUCGUUCUAAAGUUGAAGAAUAUGAUUUGUUAAAGUUGGACCAAGUGGCAAUCAUGUUGAUGGAGAUGCCAUCUCAUCAAGAAGGAUUUAAUCAAGUCAAAAUGAUUAAAAAGAGAUUGGCAGGUUUGAUUGGAGAAGCAAACACCAAAAAGAUGACCAUUCUAUUUCAUCUAUUACUCGCCGAAGACAAGACAUUUAGUAAGCAACCAAAUGCAACUGAAGCGAUUGAAGAUUUGUGGAAACAAGUUGUCAGCUGGAACACAAGAGCCAUUUUUGAUUACUUUAUGCCAAGAAAGUUCGAUACAAUCGUACAGUAUGCUACAGUCGAUCAAAUCAAACGACUCUGUCACAAACACCCUCAAUAUCGAAUCAAUUUCUACCAAUCACAAAGAGACAAGGAUUUAUUUAGAUACUACUUUGAAAAUUUGGAUUUUAUCAAUGAAAGAUUAGUCGUUUCAAAGUUAUCAAUGAAUCAUUGGAUGGUUGACACUGUAUUGGAUGUUUUAGUAGUGUCUAGAGGAAUUAAAAUACAAUCAUUUAUAAAUGAUCCAGGUUUACAAAUGACGACUGUAGUGGUGGAAACUAUAUUGGCUAGAUUCCCAAACACAUUAAAUGAUAUAAUUAGAUCAUUUGCUGUAAAAACUCAACCAACCUAUGUACUUGUGGCAAAAGAUUUUAUAUCACUCGAGAAAAUAUCAAAAUUGGUUAAAUCAUCGGAUGGUACAAUAUUUCUAAAACAAAUAUGGUCUUAUUAUUCAAGACCUUAUUGUACAAAAAUUCAAACCAGAGAGGAUUUACAAAUUAUAAAAGAUUGUAUCGAUUCAUUUGAACCAAUCAUUCAAGAUGAAUUGGUGACCAAUUUGGUUAAAACAUCAAAUAGCAAGGAUAUUGGUAUGAUUUGGGAUAUUUUCAAUCUAUAUUCAAAAUAUGCGAUUGACAAGCAAAAGAUGAUCGAAUUUACCAAUCCCGUUCCUGCAACACUCGAACAAUUUCUGGUUUUGGCCAACAACUUGGAAUUUAAAAAUGUCAUUUCAUUUGGUGAACAAUUUGGUCAAAUCUAUAGUGAAAGAUUAACAGACAAUAUACUUGCCAACCAAUAUAUAUCACCACAGUAUCAUUACAAUCAAAAUGAAUCAAAUUUAAUUGAAAAGAUAUCAUCACUCUAUUUUCAACGAUACAGUCAACAAGCAAUGAAAUUGAUUUGGACACUCGAACUUGACAUUGUUCAAAAAGAUAAUCUCCAUUCAUUUAAAAGGAUUGUAGAAAUUUGCAACAAAUCAUUUGACUUUAAAAAGAAUCGAAAGAGAAUCAUUCAAUACUUUAAGAUAUGUUUGGAAAGUUGUUCAUUGGCAAUAUUUACAUACCUUGUUCAAGAAUUACAACUUAUUGUCGAUAGUAAUAAUAUUUGGCAAGUUGCCUUUAGACAUGUAGUUUUAUGGGCUUCACCAUCGGCUUGUGAAUUUCUCAUUUAUCUCGAUCAAAAGAAACCUCAUUUAUUCGAAUUUACAGAUCAAAUCCUAUCAUCUAGAUCCUAUCAUAAACUAUUCCAACGUCAAUCAUCUUUACAUCCAAAAUUACCAACUCCAAUUAGAAAAACAAAUCAUCUAAACAAAUUAAAAUGUAUUUGUAAUAUUUGUAAAUAG